AUCCCUCUGAUCUCGGGUUUACUGACUGGUCCAGUUCUCGGGAAAUACUGACUGUACCCAGACGUUUUUAUGCGCUUGUCUCGACUCAUUAGGACAUCCCGGUAGUAUUACUGCUCCCGUCAUUGCCACGCCACUUCACAUUCACCUUAAAGCAUGUAGCAACGCCCAUUGAUUACCGAUUAUGAUAUCUCUAUCUGGACCAUAAGCUUCCCCCCAUUCCUUCGUCGGCGACAUUGAACACUUCUCUACCACUUUCUUUAACCAACAUCCAUCAUGCUCUCUACUUUGUCGUUCAUCGCAUUUUUCGUUUCCACAGUUCAUGCUGGAAAACGCGGCCUAGCGUGGCCCUACUACAACAGCCCCUUGAAUCCCGGAAAGUUCAACACCGGAAACGGAAAGGUCGUCGCAAUCUACGAUUGGGAAACUUACGCUCCCCCUUCUACCAAUGGCAACGGGGGGUUGGGAUUUAUCGGAAUGCAGCGUUGCAUGGACUGUGAUUCAAGUCCCAUUGCGGAUCUGGCUUCCCGACAGGCCGCUCAAGGCUGGGCUACCGUAUUCACCCUAAACGAGCCUGAUGCUGCCGGGACCAGUGCCAGUGAUGCUGCGGCUUGGUACAUUACCUACGUCAACCCGCUGUCCAUUAAGAAGGCGUUUCCCGCGGUUACCUCUAGCACCUCCUCUGGUGAGGGUCUAUCCUGGCUUUCGGAAAUGAUCAGCGCGUGUGCUGGUGAAUGCUACGCUGACUACAUCAAUUUGCAUUGGUAUGGCUCGAGCUUUUCUGAUUUCCAAAGCUAUGUCGAGUCAGCCCGUGAGAAGUUUCCCAGCUACGACAUUGUUAUCACCGAAUUCGCUCUGACCAACCCGUCCGGUGGUGCGACUGCUCAGGCAUCGUUCUUUACCGAGGCAUUCUCCUGGCUAGACUCUCAAGACUACGUCGUCUUGUAUUUCCCCUUCGUCGCAACGUCACCCACCCUCAUGUCCUCCUCCGACGCAACUGCCCAGUCUUAUGUCGGCACUGGCUCAUGCCUCUUCAACACUGAUGGUUCACUUUCAACGAUUGGCAACCUUAUGCUAUCUUAACUUAUGAUUAUUUUUAUGUGCCUUUAUACAGAAAGGCCUUCGGUCGAGCCUUUUCCGAGUUGAACCAAUUGAAUUAUGAUUAGAACGCCUCGUGUGUACAUCCACUGUGCAACAGGUGGAUAUCGGAACUGGCUUCCGGACCCGUUCUUA
Guyanagaster necrorhizus is the source of this 1230-nucleotide messenger RNA. RefSeq lists its product as uncharacterized. The transcript has 13 exons. Gene Ontology annotation, biological process: fungal-type cell wall polysaccharide metabolic process. NCBI's taxonomy places the organism in Eukaryota, Fungi, Basidiomycota, Agaricomycetes, Agaricales, Physalacriaceae. Gene Ontology annotation, cellular component: fungal-type cell wall. The record is from RefSeq and is a predicted model, not a curated record. Bases 274 to 1080 code for a protein of 268 amino acids.